This is a messenger RNA of Pelodiscus sinensis (Chinese soft-shelled turtle), 2059 nucleotides long. The record is from RefSeq and is a predicted model, not a curated record. Lineage: Eukaryota; Metazoa; Chordata; Testudines; Trionychidae.
ACACACACAUACACACACACAAGCGGGAUCCCCUCAGAGUCCAGGCCCCUGAAGAGUAGCCAAAUCCGCUGUGAGGGAGCAGAGGAGGAGGGAAAAGGGAGGCACAUUGCUAAUUGGCGAACCUGCUGCUCGGUUUUUUUCUUUCCACAGGCAGCAGCAGCGUGCAUGGUGCACAGCUGUGAGUCCCCGUGUGUGUGUGUGCGUGCAUGUGUGUGCGUGUGUCUACAGGUAGCAGCAGCAGCAGCAGCAGGGAGAGAGAGAAAGCAACUCAACUGCAGCAGCCCUAGCUCGGAUUUGGGAGGCGAUUGCUCACUUUGCGGGCGGAUGCUUAGCUAAGAGAGAUUUGCCCCACCAUCCCGUUUGUGCUCUUUUCAUGCAUUUCUCCGGUGUGGCGUGUUUGCUUCUAAAGCUCCCUGGGAAUCUUGUAUUUUACCUCCGUUUUUUGCAUUCUUGCUAAGAAAUCCGUGGAUACGUCUUGCUUGCCAAGUUUGUAGGGACACCUCUCUGUUCCCCCCUCCCCUCUUUUGGAUACAUUACAGUACCCUUGUGUAUAUAGACCUAUAUAUGUUUUUGCCUCUUUCAAGAAAAAAUGGAAUUCUUUGGGGAGCGAACGGAUACUGAGGACAGUCAUAAAAAUCUCCUCUUGAGCCUAUAAAAGAGGCGCAUGAAGAAAUUGCUUAAAUUCAGCCAUCAAUUUAGCGUCACAGUGAGCACCUCCAAGUAUUUAUGGUUGCAGAUCAGGUGCAAACGAGGAGUAGUGAUAAGGUUAUAGACCUGCAGCUAAUUGGAUUUGAUUUAUAAGUGGGGAAUCUGCAGUAAAUGGCCGCUCUCUUCAUAUUGCUACUAUGGAAAACAGAAUUGUCAAUAGGAUGUAGUCUGAUAAAUAGUGCUGUGUGAAGAUGCUUCUUCAAUAAGUGUGAAAUCAAUGGAAGACACUUGCCGUGUGAAAAGCCUUUUGAGAUUUUUCUUACCGGCUUAUAUAUAGGAAACUUGAUCCAUUUCCUUCAGUUGCCUCUGUUUUUACACAAGUGGAUAUAAAUAAGAUUGCUUCAUUGUAGCUAUACAACUAAUGUGGGACCAUGGCCCUUCCAAGAUCCAUGUGGCUGAACUGUGUAUGGAGAGCGAUGAUGGUCCGUCUAUUACAUAUGGGAUUGGAUGCCACUUUUGUUCUUUGUAUACUUGGAUUUUUGCUUCAUGCUGCAGCUGUAUCCUCACAAAAAUUGGAUGAUAUUGACCCAGUGGUGACCACCAACUUUGGCAAGAUAAGAGGAAUUAAGAAGGAACUUAAUAAUGAAAUUUUGGGGCCUGUUGUUCAAUUUCUCGGGGUUCCAUAUGCUGCCCCGCCAGUAGGAGAGCGUCGAUUUCAACCUCCAGAACCUCCAUCUUCCUGGUCAGAUAUAAAAAAUGCUACACAAUUUGCUCCAGUUUGUCCCCAGAACAUCAUAGAAGGCAGAUUGCCUGAAGUCAUGCUUCCUGUGUGGUUUACUAAUAACUUGGAUGUAGUUUCUACAUAUGUACAAGAUCAGAAUGAAGACUGCCUCUAUUUAAAUAUAUAUGUCCCAACUGAAGAUGUCAAAAGAAUAUCCAAGGAAUGUGCCAGAAAACCCGGCAAGAAAAUUUGUAGAAAAGGAGGUCCCCUAACAAAGAAACAGACAGAUGAUUUAGGUGAUAAUGACGGUGCUGAAGAUGAAGACAUUCGGGACAGUGGGGGACCUAAGCCAGUGAUGGUAUAUAUUCAUGGAGGGUCCUACAUGGAAGGCACUGGAAAUUUAUAUGAUGGCAGUGUUCUGGCAAGUUAUGGCAAUGUGAUAGUCAUCACAGUCAACUAUCGCCUUGGGGUACUUGGUAAGAAGCUUUUGGAUUUCAAUUAAUCCCUGCUAUCUGCAUUGCACUUCAUACUAUUUGUGAGAAUAUAUUCAGAAAACCAUUUUUACUUUGUUUUUAAAAACCUUGUUUCCAAACCAAGUCUUGUUGUUAUGUAGCUGCAAAACACAUUUUCUGCCUUUAGCUUGCAGAAUAAAUGGAAACUCUGCUUCCGGUUUAAUGAUCUAAAAAUACA